Diaporthe citri is the source of this 1605-nucleotide messenger RNA. RefSeq lists its product as uncharacterized. Gene Ontology annotation, molecular function: protein tyrosine phosphatase activity. The transcript is spliced from 4 exons. The coding region runs from base 1 to 1605 and encodes 534 amino acids. Gene Ontology annotation, biological process: G2/M transition of mitotic cell cycle; positive regulation of G2/MI transition of meiotic cell cycle; positive regulation of G2/M transition of mitotic cell cycle. Lineage: Eukaryota; Fungi; Ascomycota; Sordariomycetes; Diaporthales; Diaporthaceae. Gene Ontology annotation, cellular component: nucleus; cytoplasm. The record is from RefSeq and is a predicted model, not a curated record.
AUGCAGACAUCAUCUCCAUUGGCUGCCAUGCACCAACCGGCAGCCCCUGCCUUUGGUCACCCAGACAUGUUCCGCCCUAGUGCUCAUGCUGCAUUUCAUGGCGAGUCGAAAGGGUCCGGGGCGCUCUUUAGGGAACGCCUCAUGCCCGGAGGCAAGGACUACUUCAACGUCAAGGGUUUCCCAACGCCUCGUCGGGCUCUUUUCACAACGAACGCCAUAAUGGGCGCCCUGGAGGGAAAACGAUACCAGACUACGCCGCCUCUGCCGGCCUCCUCGCCUGCGUACACGGACAUGGACAUGGACGUGGAUAUGUCUCCGCUACCAAUGGGAAAGGGUGUCUAUGUGGCGCAGGUCGAGGUGCACUCACCUAGUCCUACGGCCAGCCCGGAGGAUGACGAGGACAUGACUUUGGAUUCUCCUGCGCCCAUUUCACGGCAGUCGUCCGUCGACGGUACGAAGCCUACGGCUGAGAACCGCCGCACAUUGAACCUCCGCCGGCCAUCACUCACAAGAUCCAAGGGCUAUUCUACCGGUACUGUGCCGUGUCGGUUGCACCCCGAGGGCCAGCUCUCUUCGUUCAAGUUUGGCAAUGAUGGCCGUCCCGGGUCAUCAUCUUCUCAAAUGUCCCUCAGUGAAUGUUUCGAGGACUCGCCCCCACAAGAGCGACGACCACAGUCUGCUAACAGCCCGUGUGCAAACGCCGCUGGCACUCUGCGCUCGAAAGCUCACUUCUCCAGCCUGAGUGGCGCGUCUACUCGCAAUGGCUCUCCCAUCACUGGUCACUCCCGGCGUGGUUCCAACCCACAUCUCAGACCAAGAAAGCAGUACCGACGUUCUUUGAGCAUGUUUGAGAGCGCUGGAGAUGUGGUCAAGCCGAAGGAGGACCUCAAUGCCCCGUCAGGGUUGCAAUCCGUUCUCGAUGUCGAAGAGUCCGCCGAGCCUGUGCUUCCGCAUUUCUUCCCAAACGACCAGAACGACAGUAUACCCCGGCUGUCCCGGGAUACGUUCCUGGAGAUCCUGGAUGGCAAGUACAACGAGCACUACGAUAACAAGCUUAUCAUUGAUUGUCGGUUUGAGUACGAAUAUGACGGAGGUCACGUCGAUGGAGCAAUUAAUUAUAACGAUAAAGAGCUGCUCGCCUCUCACCUGUUCAACAGCCCUCUGGAAGGAAGGACUCUUUUGCUUUUCCACUGCGAAUACUCGGUACAUCGGGCACCUCUGAUGGCACGUCACAUACGUGCACAGGACCGCACUGUCAAUGCUGAGAGUUACCCCCGUUUGACCUAUCCCGAGGUAUACAUCUUGGAAGGCGGAUACAGUGGCUUCUUCGCCGAGCACCGCCAACGAUGCUACCCUCAAGCAUAUGUGGAAAUGGAUGCUGCCGAGCACGCCAGAACUUGUGAGAAGGAGAUGGAUCGUCUGCGACAUGCCCGCAAGGGUCUUGGACGUGCUCAGACCUAUGCUUUUGGUGAAAGGGAACACUCAGCCCAAGACUCCCCGACAGCUGGUCAUCGGUACAGCAUCGACGAUUCUCCCAUGCAACUUGGCGAUUCGCCCAGCGUGGGCCACGAUCGGGGUCAUGCUAGGCGCAUGGCUUCGUAUUGA